Messenger RNA from Aureobasidium vineae, 813 nucleotides. The record is from the annotation of a GenBank genome assembly. Lineage: Eukaryota; Fungi; Ascomycota; Dothideomycetes; Dothideales; Saccotheciaceae.
AUGGUCAAAGAAGAUGUGUACACCAAGGAGGAUUGCGAGUCCUAUGCCGAAGCCUUCGCGUGCGCUACCAAGCAAGCCAUCUCAUCGGGAGAAGAUGCAGUGUUGAAGGAAGACGAUGGUUCGUUAUCCUACGUAAAACCACUCGAACGGCUCGAGCCCUUCGACAAAGUCAUCCGCUACAUCGCAGAGCAAGAAUCGAAUCAGUCAGAGAGGCCCACACCCAUCAAGUAUGCCCAGACACGUACGUUAUCUGCCUCCUUUGAGAACAAACACGAUGUUGAAAGUCGCCAGNAAAACGAUAACCUCCGCAACGAGUACUCCUCUCUCUUCGAAGAUGUCCCUUCCGACAUACCUUUUGCACGCAUCGCACUACGCAAAACCCCUGAAGCGGUGAACUUCUGGCUCGGCAACAGCCUGUCCACCACGUCCCUUCACAAAGACAACUACGAAAACCUUUAUGUCCAGGUGCGGGGUCAAAAGCAUUUUGUCAUCAUGCCCNCCACAGCUGCUGCUGCUGUCAACGAGCAGAGCAUACCCGGUACAACAUAUGUCUCGACCAACGUGGAUGAGACGGCGGAAUUACAAGUGCAGGAUCUGAAGCAUGUGCUUGAUGAGCCUGAGUUGAUCGUUCCGGUGCCCACUUGGGAUCCAGAUUUCCCUGACACUAGGCCGACGCCGUACUCGAAGCUUGUCAAGCCAUUGCGAGUCACGCUCAAUGAGGGCGACAUGAUGUAUCUGCCUGCUAUGUGGUAUCACAAGGUUGGCCAGAGUUGUGGUGAUGAAGGCUAUUGCUGUGCUGUCAACUACUGGUAA